GGAUAAAGUUAAGGGGAUGGGGGAGGACAGGGAAGACAGGGCGACAGAAGCAGAAAAAUCAAUUCAAAUUACUCUGAUGCCGGUGACUUGGAGUCUGGGCUGCUAGCGGAGCUCAGGAUGCUGGCGGCCCGGAGCGGGGCGGCGGGGAACCAGAUCGCAGAGGACAGCACCAGGCUACGGAAGCAAUCUGGGCUUUCCGUCGGGGGCAAAGACAGAUCUCCCAAGAAAGCCUCAGAAGGUGGGAAGGACGGCAGCCUCAGCCCGUCGGGGCCGGCCCGGCUCAGGGUGCGGCCCGUGGCUCUGGGGCGCGACGUGGAGCUGAGCUGGUACCUGAGGCUCCAGGAGCUGUCCAGCGAGCACACGACCGCCUGCACCACGGGCAUGCCCCACAGGAAUCUUGGAAAAUCAGGACUCAGAGUUUCUUGUUUGGGUCUUGGAACAUGGGUGACAUUUGGAGGUCAAAUUUCAGAUGAGGUUGCUGAACGGCUGAUGACAAUUGCCUACGAAAGUGGAGUGAAUCUCUUUGACACUGCUGAAGUCUAUGCUGCUGGAAAGGCUGAAGUGAUUCUGGGGAGCAUCAUCAAGAAGAAAGGCUGGAGGAGGUCCAGCCUGGUCAUAACAACCAAACUCUACUGGGGUGGAAAAGCUGAAACGGAAAGAGGGUUGUCAAGAAAACAUAUUAUUGAAGGAUUGAAAGGCUCCCUCCAGAGGCUGCAGCUGGAGUAUGUGGAUGUUGUCUUUGCAAAUCGACCAGACAGCAACACCCCUAUGGAAGAAAUUGUUCGAGCCAUGACACAUGUGAUAAACCAAGGAAUGGCCAUGUAUUGGGGGACCUCGCGGUGGAGCGCCAUGGAGAUCAUGGAAGCCUAUUCUGUAGCAAGGCAGUUCAAUAUGAUCCCACCGGUCUGUGAACAAGCUGAGUACCAUCUUUUUCAGAGAGAGAAAGUGGAGGUUCAGUUACCAGAGCUCUACCAUAAAAUAGGAGUUGGAGCAAUGACAUGGUCUCCACUUGCCUGUGGAAUCAUCUCAGGAAAAUAUGGAAAUGGAGUGCCUGAAAGUUCUAGAGCUUCGCUGAAGUGCUAUCAGUGGCUGAAGGAAAGAAUUGUAAGUGAAGAAGGCCGAAAACAGCAAAACAAGCUUAAAGACCUUGCCCCGAUUGCUGAGCGUCUGGGAUGCACACUACCUCAGCUAGCUGUUGCGUGGUGCCUGAGGAACGAGGGCGUGAGCUCCGUGCUCCUGGGCUCCUCCACGCCCGAGCAGCUCGUGGAGAACCUCGGCGCCAUCCAGGUUCUCCCAAAGAUGACAUCACACGUGGUAAAUGAAAUUGAUAACAUAUUGCGAAACAAGCCCUACGGCAAAAAGGACUACCGAUCCUAAGUGCAUGAGUCGUGGGACCUGCAUGGGUAAACCGCGGUCUGUCCGUACAGAACGGUGUCACUAGCCGGCCUUGAGUCACUUAGCAGCCUGCUGCUCAACCUCUAGUAUUCCCGGAUCCUGAGGUACCUGCUGUCGCUACCACUGUGCACCCGAGUUACGAGCACAUCUGAAAACUCACAACCAAGAAAAUCCAUUCUAUUUUCUUAUCUUGGACUGGAGUCACCUAGUGUUGCACCUCAUGCUUACGCCACAGAGAGUAUGCGAGGGGGAGGCCUGUCACCUUCAGGCACUUAGUAACUUGAAGGCUGUACAGAUAUAUUUUUUCAAAUGCAUAAAAUCCGCAGAUGCAACGUGGGCUGCAUCAGAAAAGAGUAGGCUACGUUCACUCAGAAGUCUUACUUGGGAGAAUAAGCAGAAACAACUUCACAUUUUUUUUUCUAUUUCUACAGUAAAGAGUUGUUUCCCUUGUCCUUCAACAAAAAUAAAAUUCCAAGGUAUGCUUUCAUUACCUUUUAAAAAUAUUCACUGUUGUUUGGCCCGAAGAAUGCCCUGUAUUGUAAUUUACCCGAAGUAUCUAUUAGGAUCCUAUUAGCAUCAUGUCCAUUCACACGUAAAGGUGGUGAAAGGAUGGUGAAAGGACGAACACCACGUCUUUACCUUGACACAUUAUAUGCCUAAUUUAGAAAAGGGAGGAUUACACUGCUAUGGAAGCUUAGCCUUGAACAAAAUGUAAUAUAUCUGCAAUUGAAGUGUUCACUUUUGACUACAUUUUAUUAAAACCUGCUUUAUACUUUGGACUGCUUGUAGGCACAGCUUCUGCAAGUUUAAAUAUUUGAGCUUUAAAAAUAAAUAGACACAUGCUCAGUUUUGUAAGUAAACCUGUAAAAUACCCACAAAGGCAAAUGUUUGCUGUUUAAUUAGCACUGGGACUUUAUAAUAGAACACUGGUUUUUGAGGAGUUAACAUGAAAGGGAAUCACGGACUUCGUGAAAAAUGCUGUCACUGCUCAGCAUAUGCUGGGUGAAUGAACCUGCCUAGUAAAAAGCAAAUGUUAGAAAAUUUCCUGAUUUUAUAACCACAUUAUAUGCACUAAACUAAUGCAUGAAAGUUCUCUGCAUGGAUGGGAGGGGCCUAGCCUCCUUGCACACAGAAGCUGAGGGCUAACUCGUUACCUACCCUCAUGAAUAUUCCACUUGAAAAAAACCUGAGAAUAUCUUGUGUGUACCUGUAAGGAGGGAAAACUCCGGGGGGGGGGGGGGGGGGGGGGGGGCUAUGUCUCUAUUUGGAUACCUGAGCAUGUACAAGAUUCUGAUUUUCUGGCUAGCAGUACCCCAUAGGGAAGCCACUCUGAGAUGUAAAGAAUAGACUAUCGGCUUAAAAUGCUACUUUCUGUCACCAUUUCCAAAUACGUAUUUCAUGACUUAAAUUCUAAAUCUUAAAGUGUUAAUGUGAAACACCAAUACAUUUUUUUUUGUUACUACUACCUGUAUUUUAAUAAGAAAACAGUUGGUUUUUUUGCCCAGUAGUACCAGAUUAAUGAUGGAUCAUCCUUCAGUUGUUCAUUGUAUUAAGCCAGUGAACCGCUGUCUGCAUAAAUGAGCUCAAGUUGUCUAAUUGGAACUGCAAUUUAACUUACUUGCUUAGAGUAAUAAAAGCAUUUUGUGCAUUUAA
This is a messenger RNA of Canis lupus familiaris (dog), 3048 nucleotides long. RefSeq names its product potassium voltage-gated channel subfamily A member regulatory beta subunit 1 (gene KCNAB1). Gene Ontology annotation, cellular component: cytoplasm; voltage-gated potassium channel complex; membrane. Bases 118 to 1377 code for a protein of 419 amino acids. Gene Ontology annotation, biological process: negative regulation of delayed rectifier potassium channel activity; transmembrane transport; potassium ion transport. The transcript has 14 exons. The record is from RefSeq and is a predicted model, not a curated record. Gene Ontology annotation, molecular function: potassium channel regulator activity; transmembrane transporter binding; voltage-gated potassium channel activity. NCBI's taxonomy places the organism in Eukaryota, Metazoa, Chordata, Mammalia, Carnivora, Canidae.